AUGGACGACGAUUUUUAUUCUACUGAUGCUUCGGAUACACCCGCAAAUCUGCUGUCCGCUUGGACGUAUGCUCUUCCAGCUCCCUCAAGUAUGCUCAUGACCAUUCUACUUGCUUUUUUAGCUGUCAUACUUGCUACUCGAUAUUUGAGUGAACGGCCUUCCAAGCUGGUCGACAGUGGAAAUGGAAGAACGGUUGGCAUAUUGCCGUACUGGCUACCCUUCAUAGGUCACGGGUUCUCUUUGGACCUGAGCCCUCAUGGCAUCUUUGCACUGAAUCUUGGUGCCACUACCUACAAUGUCAGUAACCUGUUAGCACAAAAAGACUCUGCUGUGCAUUUUCAAUCUAUUGCCUGGAUCGUUGUCCAAAAGUUCUUUGGCGUACCAAAACGAUCUAAAGCCAAAUACUUCAAGAAUUGGGAGGAGUUUAAUACAUACUUUAUCUUCCUGAUGAAGGAGCCACAUCUAAGUAACACGCUCAAAGCAACCACCAAAAAUCUCGAAAGGAAUAUUCCUCAGAUGUUGACUUUCGUCGAUACCGAGGUAGAUUUACAGCCAUGGGAACGAUUCGGGAAAGCGACUUAUAUUUCAGACUCAGAGACAGAGGUCAAUCUCAUGGCUCUCAUGCGAGAUAUGCUUGGCCAUGCUUCAGUUCCUGCUUUCUUCGGGCGUGCACUUUUAGAUAAGUAUCCAGAACUUCUGCAUGAUGUCUAUGACUUCGACAAGGGGACAUAUUUCUUCUUAGCUGGUCUGCCGGCAUGGACUCCAUGGCCAGCUUCUGCUAGAGCUCACACAGCUCGUUUCCGUUUGUGGCAAGCUUUAGACGACCAUCAGAGAGCUCUCGAUGCAACAGCCGAAGGGAAACCAGUUGACCCUUCUUGGGGAGAUCUGGACGAUGUGAGUGAAUUGAUAAUGAAGAGAAACAAGUUGUUCAGAGGUAAAUUGAAUAUCCUUCCGUGCAUUUGCACAACAGAUGAAAGAUUUGAGGUGAAAGAGAGGGCAGAUCUCAGUAUUCUCUGGGCCCUAGUCGUGAAUGCAAACUUGGUGGUCUAUUGGCAGAUUCUCAACAUUCUGGCCCAACCCGGACUCUUGGAUAGGAUACGAGCUGAGAUCUCGCCGUACGCUACAGUUUCUAAACCUUUCUCGAUCGGCACUAUUUCUGAAGCCCCUAAACUCACUAUCUCUCACGACGCACUAUCAAAAGAUUGUCCCCUUCUUAGAUCUACAUACCUGGAAUGUCUCAGAUUGUUCAACCAACCUUGGUCAGUUCGUCAGAUUGCUACAGACGUUACCAUCACCGGAGAUAAGAAAGCUUCAAAUCCGGUAUCGUUCGUGAUGCAUGAAGGAGAAUACGUUACAUUACCGCAUGACUUGCACAUGAGAGAUCCGAAAUACUUCAAAGACCCUAUGGCAUUUGAUCCAGAGAGGUUUAUCGUGCACAACGAUGAUGGUUCAUUAUCCACUAACGUCGGUACUAUUCGACCAUAUGGCGGAGGACCCUCGAUGUGCAAAGGCCGGGUCUAUGCAGAAAAGGAGUGCUUAACGCUCGUGGCUGGCGUGCUAGCUUUCUGGGAUCUUGAGCCAGCAGACAAGAGAGCAGGGUGGGAGAUUCCAGAACAGGUGAAGACGUCUGCUGUCUCCAAGCCAGUGCAUGAUACGAGAGUGAGGAUCAAACGAAGGAAGUUUGACUGGGAAUUGUAA
This is a messenger RNA of Mollisia scopiformis, 1698 nucleotides long. Its product is annotated as cytochrome P450. The transcript has 7 exons. Bases 1 to 1698 code for a protein of 565 amino acids. Gene Ontology annotation, molecular function: iron ion binding; heme binding; oxidoreductase activity, acting on paired donors, with incorporation or reduction of molecular oxygen. The record is from RefSeq and is a predicted model, not a curated record. Lineage: Eukaryota; Fungi; Ascomycota; Leotiomycetes; Helotiales; Mollisiaceae.